This is a messenger RNA of Hydatigera taeniaeformis, 1047 nucleotides long. NCBI's taxonomy places the organism in Eukaryota, Metazoa, Platyhelminthes, Cestoda, Cyclophyllidea, Taeniidae. The record is from the annotation of a GenBank genome assembly.
AUGCGAUUGAUUUUCCCUCUUACGUUCUUCGUCUGUCUGUGUUUGGCUCGUCCCACUGUCAUUGAAUGGAGUCAACUUUACUCUCCCGCUCAAAACCUAUCCCAUAAUGAAGCGAUGACUCUUAAGUACUUGUGGCAGUUGUUUAUUAAGGAGUAUAAUCACACCCCGAGUUUCCUGUCUUUUCGAAACUUUAAGUCAAAUGUUAUGAAGAUGUGGAAACACUUGAUGGAAUCGUCUUCCUUCUCCAUGGGCAUCAACAAGUUCUCCGCAUUGAGUCCCUCUCAAUACAGAAAGUACCUUGGCUAUCGUCCUAGCUUUGAAAAACUUAAUUUAACCAUUCCGCGUCACGUCUAUCGGAAGCUGGCUAGGUAUACGCCAUUGCCAGAAUUCGUUGAUUGGCGCCUAAAAGGGCGAGUAACAAAAGUGAAAGAUCAAGGUCACUGUGGGUCCUGUUGGGCGUUUUCGGCGAUAGGUGCGAUUGAAGGUCAGUAUCAGCGUGCAUCUGGAAACCUUAUCAGGUUGUCUGAACAACAGCUAGUGGACUGCAGCUUCAGUUUUGGGAACAUGGGGUGUAAUGGCGGUCUCAUGGACAACGCCUUUAACUACGUGAAGAAAGUGGGUGGCGUAGAUCGCGAGGAAGACUAUCCCUACGUAUCGGGUGUCACUGAACAACCUAACAACUGCUCCUUCAAGGCUAACAUGUCGGUUGCUAAAGUAACCGGUUUAGUGGACAUAGUGUCUGGGGCUGAUGAGGAGUUAAUGGAAGCCCUUGCCUUCAACGGACCCAUAUCUGUUGCGAUCAAUGCGGGUCUUACCUCGUUCAUGAUGUACCAUGAAGGCAUCUACGACGAUCAAGAGUGUAAGGGACGUAUGGAAGAUCUAAAUCAUGGAGUUUUGUUAGUGGGAUACGGGGAACAGAACGGUAUUCCUUAUUGGUUGAUUAAGAACAGCUGGGGCACAAACUGGGGUGAACACGGCUAUGUACGUAUCAAGCGAGCCGGAAAUUUGUGCGGCGUUGCUACUGCAGCCUCUUAUCCCUUGAUAUAA